AUGAGUCACGGUAAACUGAUUCCCAGGCUCUCUAUUCAGUCUCCUGUGCAUCGUGCCAGCCUAAAGGUCCAGGCCACAGAACCGCCUUUUCAGAAAGAAGACUUACCUCUGAUUUCCAAAGAUUCCCUGGAAGCCGACUCAGAGAGCCUCAGUCCCCGGAAUGCCUCUCAGGCUGAGCGUGGGGACGACAUGGAGCGGGACAGCUUGGAGGAGAGUUCUCCCGCGGACAGCCUGAGUGAGACGGAGGAGGAAGCCAGCAGGAAGGCGGCCCAGGCGGCCAGCAAGGACAGCCGUGCCCAGGACAAGGGCGCGGGCAGCAGCCAACAGUCCAAAGAAGACAAAUACUCCGAUCUCCGCUAUGACCCAAACUGGAGGAGUAAGAGAGAGGAAGGGCACGUGCUGACUAUGGAAGCAUCGCCGGAGUCCGCGGGCGGGUCUGCAGAUGAGCUGGCUCGGGGUCCGCUCUUCCCCUCGGAGACUUCCACGGGACCCUCGGCGGGGCACGGCCCACAGGACAGGAGCCCACAGAGCGAAGCCUCCCUACUUGGUAGUGAGUUUUUAAGCCCAAACUCUGAUCAUGGUGCCCACCACAGCACCCGGAUCUCGGGGCUGAGCGACAGGGACCUGGCGGAGACGUCCAGCAACCUCUCUCAGUACGUGCAGAGUUCAAGUUCACACAAUGAGGUCUUCUGGCCAAGAUCACGGGGCCCUCGGCGAAGGAAGUCCAAACAAUAUUUUGUGGAAAAAAACAAGCUGACUUUGGGAUUCCACACUCCUAAAGUGGACUCUUAUCUUCAACUUCACAAUAAAAAAGGAGAAAGUCACACAGAACAGAUCUCCCCAGUCGGAGUAACUGACAAGGUGUCUAUCCAGAGUGCCGAGGAGAUGGGAAAUGUUGCCAUCGAUCCUGAAAACAACUGGCACCAAAGUGCCCAACAGCUAAAGAAUUGCCAGGAACACUGGUCUCAAUAUGAAAGUGCAGCAUCGAGUCAGGAACCCAGAGGGCCAUCUCCUGAAGCCACCAGUGGCCAGCAGCCUUCCAGAAGAGCAGCCGGACACAAGGCUGGAAAACAGCAGAAGCACAAGCCUGGCCUGAAGUCUUCGGUGCCGGAAGAGCUGGUGUUCAGUCAGGGAAACCCGAAAAACCCUCCCAGACGGCAACCAACUCAGAACAAGCCUGUUGAUGCUCCCAUAAGGCAUGAGACAGCUGCGGUCACGCGUGCCCCCAGCAACGACUUACAACACUCGGGGGCACCUAGGGGCCAGGGGCCCCACGGAACCGCCAAUAGAUUUGCUCCACCACAGCAGACUUUUGACAAGGCCUUAUUAUACAAAAAUGCUCCUGGAUAUCACUCAGUGAUGAAUUUUAAUAAAAAAAGAGGACGCAAAGACCAAGAAGAGGACAGAUUCUCAUACCAGCAGCUACACAUGAACACUCUUUCCAAUAUGGACUUGAACUACCUUAAUGGACUCACUAAGAGACAAGUGCCCCUGAGCUACAAAGGCUCUCAGUCUGCUUCUAACUUAAAUGUUAACAGAGCAACUGAAAAUAAGAAGCAACCCAAACAAACUCACACAGAGACCAAAUAUAAGAACUUGGAAAUAUUAUGGAACUUCCAUCCUUCCCCCGACAGCCCCCCUGCCGAGUCCCCAGGCUCGCGGCUGGGGCGGCUCAUGGAGCAGCACCAACAAGCCUUGGCGCAGCUGGCGGAGGUGCAGCCCGGCGCAGGGGCCUCGACCAGGGUCACAUUCCCACCCAUUCUGCCAAGAACAGAAAGCGAAUCCCAACUCAACUCCGAGAAAAGCCGAAGAAACGAGCUGAAAAUAAGCCGUGCCAACUCGGAAGGCUAUCUGUUUCAACUGGAGAAAGGGAAAAAGCACAGGAAACGCAGCAUUAAGAAGAAUUCCAAGCUGAAAGGUUAUCAGAAAAGAGACGUGAAGCUUGGAGGCCUUGGACCUGACCUUGAGUCCAUCAGAGAUAAAAUGCAGAAACUGAGACAGCAAAAGGAAUACGCAAAGCAGGUGAAGGAGUACAACAUGAAGACGCUCUCCCUCCUCUCAAACCCGCAAACAGCGAAAGCCGAGAAUAGCCCCGCCAUCUCUCGGCAGAAGGCUUUGGAAUAUGCUAAGACCAUCCCCAAACCCAAACCUUCAAACCUGGCCGAUCAAGCAUCCAAGGAAACGAAAAACCCAGCCUCGGCUGCAGAAGGCACGUUACCUGACAUCUCACUGCUGGGCGUCCUGCAGAGCAGACACGAGAGGGAAAAGCAGGCCGUGGCUGCCUUCAAAGUCCUGCACAUCGUGUAG
This is a messenger RNA of Myotis lucifugus (little brown bat), 2307 nucleotides long. RefSeq names its product junctional cadherin complex regulator (gene JHY). Lineage: Eukaryota; Metazoa; Chordata; Mammalia; Chiroptera; Vespertilionidae. The record is from RefSeq and is a predicted model, not a curated record. Gene Ontology annotation, biological process: brain development; axoneme assembly.